CCUUCCGGUGUAGCUCGCAAGGUCCUGGAAUUUGAAAGAAUAGCUACAAUUUCUUAAAAAAAUGCCAGUAAGCUUUGUGGUGCUACACAAUGAUGGUCUACAUUUGUCUAAAAUCGUUAGUCCAGAAGCUUGCGCUACCCUUGCUUGGUAUAAUUCCUUCGAUCAACAGGAUUUUCAUCUUAAGAUGACUCGUUUAGCCAGUGAUUUGUAUCCCGGAAGCUGGUAUGCUGGAUGCAUAGCCAAUUUACAAGACCUGAACUUGUUCUACGUCUUUGCGUGAGUUAUGGAUAACUUGUCUUAGGGAAAUGAACAACGCAUGCAGCUGAUGAGCCGCUUGGAAAGAUGCAUUUCUAUUCUUAAAAAUAACGUCUAGCAUUGAUGGCUGUGACUUAACUUACGGUGAUUUGAAGAAUUUUCAGAAUCCACAUAGGAGCAUCAUUGCAAAAGAUGGCUGAAGCUUUGCUCGGUUUUGUUAUAGAGGCAGCAUUGUCCAAGGUGAUUUCUCUUGCCAAUGAGCAGAUCAAUCUGGCCUGGGGUUUCAAGAAAGAUCUGACAAGGCUUCGUGACUCACUUACUAUGAUCCAGGCUGUGCUUCAGGAUGCUGAUGGAAGGCAAGUGAGAGACAAGGCUGUGCAGCUUUGGCUGGAGAGGCUUAGAGAUAUUGCUUAUGAGGCUAAUGACGUGCUUGAUGACUUCGCUUAUGAAAUUCUCAGAAGGAAGGUAAAAAAUCAGAACCAGCUGAAGAAAAAGGUCUGCUACUUUCCUUUCUUCAAGCCUGUGUCAGUUUCUUUCAGAUUUGCUAAGAAAAUUAAGAAGAUAAAUGGAUCUCUAGUUCAAAUAAAAUCUGAUGCAGCUGGUUUUGGACUUAGAGUUGGAAAUAUGGACAGGGUUUCCCAAAUUAGCCGAGAUUAUGAGACGGAUUCCAUCCUUGAUUCAGAAGUUGUAGGAAGAAAAGAUGAUGUCUCAAAGAUUGUGAACAUGUUGAUUAGCUUAAGUGGCCAACAUGGUGUUUCGGUUAUUUCCAUAGUGGGUAUGGCAGGCAUUGGAAAGACAACUUUGGCAAAAUCAGUGUGCAAAGAAGUAGAAGAGAAAAAUAUAUUUGAUGUGAUAAUAUGGGUUUGUGUAUCUGAUAAUUUUACUGACCAAAAGAUUUUAGGGGGAAUGUUGGAAUCUCUUGAUAGAACUGCAGGAGGAUUGAGUAAUAUUAAUGCAAUAAUUCAGAACCUUAGAAAAGAGCUGGAAGGGCAAAGAUUUCUCUUAGUUCUUGAUGAUGUAUGGAAUGAGGAUCGGGAGAAAUGGGGUAGAUUGAAAAGUCGUUUAUCAAAAAUUAAUAAUAAUGCAAACAGUGUUGUUGUAACAACUCGUAGUCAGAAUGUGGCAUCCGUAAUGGAGACACUUUCUUUGCAUACACAUCACCUAGAAAAGUUAUCAGAUGAUGAGUGUUGGUCAAUUAUCAAGGAAAGAGCAUUCGGCAAAAGAGGAGGGUUGGUGAGUUCAGAUUUGAAGGACAUUGGGAUGGAAAUUGCAAGAAAAUGUGGUGGGGUGCCCCUUGUUGCAAGCAUUUUAGGUGGAACAAUGGGCUUAAAAUUGGAAAAAGAUACAUGGUUGUCGAUUAAAAAUAGUGAUGCUUGGAAGUUGGGAAACAACAAUGAAAUUUUACCUACUUUGAAGUUGAGUUUUGAUAACUUACCUUUUUGUUUGAAACAAUGUUUUGCAUAUUGUUCAAUUUUCCCACAAGAUCAUGAGAUUGAAAGGGAUCAGCUGAUUCAGCUUUGGAUGGCUCAAGGUUUUCUUCAGCCAUCUGCAGAAAGUAGGCCAUAUGAAGGAAGUCUUGCAGAGAUGGAGGAUAUAGGAAACAAGUACUUUAAUGACUUAUUGUCAAACUCCUUAUUUCAAGAUGCAGAAAGGGACGCAUAUGGCAAUAUUACAACUUGCAAAAUGCAUGAUGUAGUUCAUGAACUUGCAUUGUCUGUUUCAAAAUCUGAAACACUGACUCUGAAGACUGAUUGUGUAGGUGAUUUGUCUCAUGUUCGUCAUCUGAAUUUCAUUAAUGAGGGUGAAAUGAUUCCAAAAGUUUCAGGAGCUACCCCUCAGAAAUUGCACUCUUUGUUUUCAAAGUUUGAUGUCUACCCCAACUUUCCAGGUGAAUUUAGAAGCUUGCGUGUCCUUAAUUUUGAGGGCGCUUUUAUCGAAGAGUUGCCUGCUUCACUUGGAAGAUUGAGGCAUUUGAGGUAUUUUGACAUCUCCUGGACCAAUAUCAGAGCACUACCUGAAUCCAUCACUAAGCUUUAUAAUCUCCAGACAUUAAGAUUCAUGUGCUGCUUUUGCCUUCAAAAUCUCCCCAAAGGAAUGAGAGAUUUAGUCAGCUUGAGGCACAUUUUUUUCAAUGAUCCAAUGCUGAUGCCUCUGGAGAUUGGGCAGCUAACCUGUCUUCAGACGUUGCCAUUGUUUUCUGUGGGUACAGAAAUGGGAAACCUAAUUGAAGAAUUGGGGUCCUUAAGCCAACUGAGAGGAGAGUUAAAGAUAUCCAAUCUUGAGUAUGUUAGAGACAAUGAAGAAGCCAAACGAGCUAAACUCCAAGAAAAGACAAGAAUAUACAAGUUGGAACUUGUGUGGCGCUCUCAAAGAGAAGGGGGUAACAAUGAUGAAGAUGUGCUGGGAGGUCUUCAGCCUCACUCAAAUUUGAAAAGCUUAACUAUUACGGGUUACGCUGGAGAGAACUUUCCAUCAUGGAUGUUGACAAAGACAAAUGAUGUUGAUUCACUUCUGCUCCAUAAUUUGGUGGAUUUGAAAUUAAUCAAUUGCAGGAACUGCAAAAACAUUCCAACCAUUGGGCAAUUGUGCAAUCUUAAAGUUCUUACAAUAGAUGGGAUGGAGAAUGUGAAGUAUAUAGGUACUGAGUUUUAUUUGAACAGCAGUAGGUGUGAAGGGCAGAAGGCUUUGUCACUCUUCCCAGCAUUGAGGAAAUUCACUUUAAAGGAGAUGAGCAGCCUGGAGAAAUUGGUGGAAGAGGUGGAGGCAGCAAUGAUCGGAAGAGAACAGGUUGUGGUGUUUCCUUGCCUUGAGGAGCUGAUUAUUUGGAGGUGUCCCAAGUUGCAAAGCAUUCCUGUAAUGAGUGGAUUUUCAUCUCUUCAGAAGCUUGAUGUUAGAUGGUGUGAGCGGUUAAGUUCCAUAGGAGACGGUCUAUCUGCAUCAACAUAUCUCAAAGAAUUAUCUAUAUGGGAAUGUUCUAAUUUGAUGUCCAUUCCCUGCUUAAAUAUGCUCUGCUCUCUUACAAAACUAGAAAUUUCUGGAUGUGAAGGAUUAACAAGCCUACCAAGUGGGUUGUGCUUAUGUACUUCUCUUGAGGUUUUGAGGAUUUGCAACUGCCCCAGUUUGAUCUCUGUUCCUGAAGAUCUAGGAAAAUUGCAAUCUCUCCGCUCUUUAGGAAUCACAUUUUGUGGAAAACUGACUACCAUUCCGGAUAGUCUAUGCCACCUCACACAGUUGAAGGUGUUGAAUAUUGGUGGUUUGUCAGAAGAACUGGAGGAAUUUCCUGGUUUUGGUUCCAUUCAGCACCUCCAUCUUUCCCUUGAAGAUUUUCGGUUAUAUGGAUGGGAAAAACUAAAAGCUCUACCAUAUCAGCUUCAAUACCUCACUGGCCUUACAUCUUUGGAUAUAAGGGACUUCAACGAAGUGGAAGCUAUACCACAGUGGCUGGGAAACCUCUCAUGUCUUCAAGAACUUGAAUUCCAGAGAUGCAAGAAUCUGAUGUAUCUCCCUCCUAUAGAAACCAUGCAAUGCCUUUCCAAAUUACAGACACUUAAGCUUAAUGAUUGUCCCAAGUUGAAGGAAAGGUGUGCUGAGGAGAACAGCCAUGAGUGGUCCAACAUUUCCCAUAUUCCAAAUAUCUUCAUAGAUGAUGUACUAGUCAGUCUAGUGGAGAUUGAGGCUGUGGAUCCAAUUCAUACCUGUGACUAAAGUUGCGCCAUGGAGAUGAAGCAGUGAGUUGAAUGUCACAGACAUAACAGCGGGACCUUGACCAAAAUGUUCCAAGAUUUCUGACAUUCCAGAAGUCAUAACUAAAAAUGAUGAUUGAUCCCUGUGUAAAAAUAAAUUCAAGUCAUCUCAACAAUGUUAAGGAGUUCAAGUCAAUUGGAAACAGAGAGGAAUCAAAGGGUUUGCUGAAAUGGGAUUCUUUGCAUACCAGAGUAUGGAAAUGGAACAUCCACUGCCAAAUUCAAGGCUGUCUCCA
Durio zibethinus is the source of this 4234-nucleotide messenger RNA. RefSeq names its product putative disease resistance protein RGA1. Gene Ontology annotation, molecular function: ADP binding; ATP hydrolysis activity. NCBI's taxonomy places the organism in Eukaryota, Viridiplantae, Streptophyta, Magnoliopsida, Malvales, Malvaceae. The record is from RefSeq and is a predicted model, not a curated record.